This is a messenger RNA of Seminavis robusta, 1938 nucleotides long. The record is from the annotation of a GenBank genome assembly. NCBI's taxonomy places the organism in Eukaryota, Bacillariophyta, Bacillariophyceae, Naviculales, Naviculaceae.
AUGAGUUCCAACGGAAACAACACUGAUAUGAUGGUUGAUGAGCCAAUUCCUGUCAAGCUUGAUACCAGUCCUUCAGGGCCGAGCAAGCGCCUCUCUGUCAGGUCGUCAAAGUUUGACCGUGGCAGCAAGGGAUUUCUGGAUGAAGAAGAGCAGCUUCUAAGGAAGUAUGAUCUCAAUGGAGAUGGCAAGAUUGAUGCUGGAGAACUUUUCAACAUUGUGGCUGACCUCAAGAAGGAGCAUGGAAAGAAGAAGAACCUCAAGAAGGGACUUGGCAUCUCUUUAAUUGCACUUGUUUUGCUCCUUACCAUGUCCUUUGGUCUUGUCUGGGCAGUCGUGGCCCUCACCAAAGAGGUUGUGGUGGAUAGCAGUGGACACUUGGUGGACUCCCAUACUGGACUAGUUGUGGAGACCAGGCCUGAGGCCAGUCUCAUUGCACUCACUGCUGACAGCAGCUUCACUCGCAGGUUUCUCAUGAGGAAGCUACAAGAUUCAGUUGGGUUGGACGCGGCAAGGUCCAAUGAUCUGGACGAAGAAGGAAGGGAGAAACUUGGAACUGCUCCCAAGAGUGACAUCACAGGCUCUUAUACGAAGUUCCAGCGUAACUCUGAAAACUGCAAUGCUGUGGUGACUGUGGAUGGCGUGGAGUAUACACGCACAAUGAACCUUGGACGCAUGGGCAGACGGGUGGAUGAAGUUGAAGACACUCGCAAUCGCAAUUUGAAUGGUGAUGGUGAAGGAGAUCGCCCUCGUCAUCGCCGUAGGGCUCGAUACCAGAGUAUCUACAUGGAUUCCGACCCUGAUCAGGAGUUCCAGGUGGACUGUGAUGAGGACACGGAUGAAGACUGUGAGGUAUACUCUGUUGGUCAUUUCGUAACACCAUCAUCUGGCCGAAGAUUGGAUCAAGUUUCUGCGUCACAAUGUGAUGAUGAUGAUGAUUGCAACGGUGGCUUUGAAUGCCAGAAAAUCUGGGGAGUCGGAUACUGCAAGUGUGAUGUGGACACAGAUUGUGAUUACCUUCUUGAGAGUGGUGGUGCCCACUACAGUUACCGAACCUACACGAAUGUGGAUGCUCAAUGUCCCAGUUCCUAUGUGUGCAGAACCUACUAUGACUGCUUCUCUGGCUCCAUGACAACCAUGACACCUGAGGGGCCCAAGAGAAUGGAUGAGCUGAAGAUCAAUGACCUGGUGCUGACUUCCUCUGGCCAAUUCCAAAAGGUAUAUGCUUGGCUCCACAGGACUCCUGAAAAGCUUGCUGCAAGUCAAGCCAGGGAAUCAGAGUACCUCCAGAUUGUCACAGAGACUGGAAACAAGAUUGAAAUGACCCCCAAGCACAUGAUCUACAUCAACGACAAGCAGUACCCUGUGGAGGCUGGCCAUGUUAUGGUCGGCGACUACUUGUCCCUCAUGGAGUCUGGUCAUGCCGCCACCACCACCAAGGCCGCCAAAGUGACCGCCAUUAACACUGUCAAGCUCAUGGGAGGCUUCUCUCCUGCCACUGAGGAUGGAACUAUUGUUGUCAACGGUCUUCUUGCCUCCUCCUACAACAACCCUCGCUACACUGAUAAUGAAUAUGUGUUGGUUGCUGGAAAGCCCUUGAUGCACAGGCAGACAUUCACCCACUUGAUCACCUCUCCCCUUAGGUUGCUCUGUAUUCAUGUCAGCAGCUCCUUCUGCGAGGUGGAUAUGGAUGAGGAAGCAUUCUUGCCUUUCUCCAAGGGCGUUGACAAGCUCUAUGUUGCCUCUGCAGAUGCUGGAGUUGUGGAUACUGUGUUGAUGCUGACAGGCUUUGUAGGAAUGCUGGCCCAUGGAAUUGAGCUGUUCUUCAAGAUGUUUGGCCUUCCCUUGAUGGCCUCUGGGUGUGUUCUUGCCAUUAUCAAUGCUGUGGCACCCUUCAACUUCAACAUGCAGAUUGUGAGCAAGGCCAAGAAGGUUGACUAA